CUAAAACAGUAAAAAACCAAACAAAGUUUUUUUUUUUUUUUUGGUUUCCACAUCGAGCUUCCCUCUUUUCGAUUCGAUUAAAUCCCUCCCCAAACCCUACCAUUUUUUAUUUUCAUGGCGUAAAAUUCAAGUUCGAAUCUCUCGCCGUCUACAACAAAUACUCACUUCACACGCCGUUUCAACUGAAGAAUCACUCCUCAAAACCCUAGAAAAUGUCGGGCGGAUUUUUCCGGGGUACUUCGGCCGAUCAAGAUACUCGGUUCUCUAAUAAGCAGGCGAAGCUACUGAAAUCGCAGAAAUUUGCUCCCGAAUUGGAGCAUCUGGUUGAUAUGACAAAGGUUAAGAUGGAUGUUAUUAGACCUUGGAUUGCUACUAGGGUAACUGAGCUUCUUGGUUUUGAAGAUGAAGUUCUUAUUAACUUCAUUUACGGUCUUCUUGAUGGGAAGGAAGUUAAUGGCAAGCAAGUUCAGAUAUCCCUCACUGGAUUCAUGGAGAAGAAUACUGGGAAGUUUAUGAAAGAGCUUUGGUCUCUUCUACUUAGUGCACAAAGGAAUGCAAGUGGUGUUCCCCAACAGUUCUUGGAUGCCAAAGAAGAAGAAACUAGGAAGAAAAAGGCAGAGUCGGAUCGGAUUGCGAACGAGAUUCAGAAGAAAAAAGACAAGGAAAGUAGAGAAAAUGAACAAAAUAGAUUGGGGAAAAUGGACGAUGGGGAUGAAAUCAAGGCUGGUGAUACAGAGUUGGAUCCGUCCUCAAAGAAUAUGCUGCCAACAAAGGGUUCACGUGCACGCCCCGAGGAUGAGAGAGAUGCUGACCAAAGGAAUGGUGUUGGAAGGAAUAGAUCGCGUUCUCAAUCAGUCAGCAGAUCGUUUUCUAAUUCGAGAAGCUAUUCAGAUGGCAAACAGAAGUUUAGGAGUGUAUCUAGAUCACCUGAAUCACGGCGAUGCUCCGUUUCCUCUGAUAGGAUGCAUCCAUCUCCUAGAAGGCGAUCUUCAACUCCUCGAUCCAGGCAUUCACCUUCCUUCUCACGCUCUCCUGUAAGACGAAGACCAUCUUAUUACAGGCGAAGGUCUCCUGAAAGACGAAGACCAUCUUACUCUAGGCGUAGAUCUCAGUCUCGUUCUCCUUAUCGGCGCGGGUCACCUACACCUGUGCGCCGUAGAUCUCGUUCUCCUUAUCGGCGCAGGUCACCUACACCUGUGCACCGUAGAUCUCGUUCACCCAUCCGACGUUAUAGAUCACCAUCACCUAUUACACGUCGUAGAUCACCAUUGUCCAUUCGACGUCGCAGAUCACCAUCUCUUGUACGGCGUCGUAGGUCUCCCUCACCUAUGCUCCAUGGAUCUCGUUCCCCUGUGCGUCGCAGAUCUCCUUCACCUAUACGUCGUAAAUCCCCAUUGCCUGUGCGCCGUAGGUCUCCAUCACCUCUACGACGAAGAUCACCACCUCCCAUGCGACGUAGAUCACCUUCUCCUGUGCAACAGCGACACCGCAGAUCUUCAUCCCCACGGCGACGUAGAUCACCCCCUUCCAGCCGUAGGUCAGUAACUCCUUCCCGUGGUAAGUCUCCGUCACCUUAUCAAUCAAGUUCUAUGUCUCCUGUGCAACGUAGAUCUUCUUCACCAGUUAGGAGGUCUCCAAAGGGACAAAGAUCACCUUCUCUUUCUCAAGGAGGACAGCGAAUGCGUCGGAAUUUGUCUCCUGUGGGACAUAACCACUCUAGUAUGAGGUCCACACGUAUAGAUCGUAUGGAUCAGAGUGAUACAGAUGAUAAAGUGCCUGGUUUAUCACCACCCCUGAAUAAGUCUCCUCUCUCCAAAUCCCCAUCACAUGUGAGGCACCGAUCUGGAAGUGAAGAUAGGAGGUUGUCAAGUCCAUAUGGAAGUCCCCCGAGGCAGAGGAAGGCCCGAAUUGCUCGUGAUGAUAGCUUUAGUCCUGAACAGAAACCAAGAGAACUGAAAGGUCAUCGGGACGGUCAAGGAACGGGGAGAAGAAAUGAAACCAGUGAAAGCAGGCAUUCACCGCCGAUCAGUAGGCAAAGGGUUUCUCCUAGGAAGGUUCAUACUCCUGAACGAUUGGCAGGCAGUCGGUCUAUAGACUCUCGGAGUCGGCUUGAUAACGUUGAAUCGAGAAAGAAAGACCUUGAAACAAAGAGCAAAAGGUCUUCCGGAGAAGGUGUUCAUUCAGGAACUGAUCGACAGCGAUCACCAGCAAUAUCGGAGGACUCGUUUCAAGGUGAGAAGCAAAGUAGAUCACGCUUGAGAGAAGGAAAAAGAUCUGAUGAAAGAAGUUGUUCCCAUAAAAACACAAAGGACAGUGAUGAACACCACAAAGUAGAAACUUCACCUGUGUUGCUUGAAAAGGUUGAUUAUAGUAACCGUGGUUCUGAUUCAGAUUCCAAGGGAAGUGAUAAGCGCAGAACUAAGCACAAGGAUGGUAAGAGAAAGCAUAAACGGUCCGAGAGGCGUAAAGUCACUUCAGACGACGAUGAUUCUAGUUACGAUUCCGAAAUCGAUGACAGGAAAGAAGCUAAGAGGAGGAAAAAGGAAGAAAAGAGAUUAAGAAAGGAAGAAAAACGUAAACGUAGCGAGGAACGGCGUCGCAAAAGAGAAGCACGGCGUGCAGAGAAGCUCAAAACAAAACGUCACGACGAUGAUUCUAGUUCAGAUGGAGAGCAUGCAGGAACUGGAAAGUCUCGUCCAGGUGAUGACGAGGAGGCAGAAACUGAACAGAAGAAGCUUGAGAUCGAGUUGAGGAAGAAGGCUCUUGAAUCGCUCAAAGCAAAGAAGGGUAUCAGUCACUGAAUCUUUUCAUGUUUUGGACAGUAAUAUGUCAUUUUAUUGUUGUUAGGCAGAUACCAUUGGAGUUUCAUACCAGUUUUUCUGUUUCAAUUUGGAGUGAACUUUACAUUUAUGCAGAAUGUGGCUCAAGAUUAAUGGUGAUUUGACAUUUUGUUUA
Messenger RNA from Gossypium raimondii (Peruvian cotton), 2955 nucleotides. RefSeq lists its product as uncharacterized. Bases 213 to 2801 code for a protein of 862 amino acids. Gene Ontology annotation, cellular component: spliceosomal complex. NCBI's taxonomy places the organism in Eukaryota, Viridiplantae, Streptophyta, Magnoliopsida, Malvales, Malvaceae. The record is from RefSeq and is a predicted model, not a curated record. The transcript has 12 exons. Gene Ontology annotation, biological process: mRNA processing; regulation of mRNA splicing, via spliceosome. Gene Ontology annotation, molecular function: RNA binding.